AUGGGGGGCACACAGCAGAAGGUGCUUCUUUUUUGGACCCUUGUUUCUUGUCUCUUUGCCUCCCUUUCACCUGCUGCAGGUCAGAUAAAAAUAGUUGGGUCACCUUUGUGCACUGGAAGAGUUGAAAUCUAUCACAGUGGCUCCUGGGGAACAGUCUGUGAUGACAGCUGGGACUUAAAUGAUGCUAAAGUGGUCUGCAGACAGCUGGGCUGUGGGGCAGUGGUGUCGGCCCCUCAGUCUGCUCACUUUGGUAAAGGAACUGGACAAAUCUGGCUUGAUGAUGUGGCCUGUUCAGGGAGUAAAAGUUCUCUAACUGAGUGUCGGCACAGUGGAUUUGGGACACACAACUGUGGACAUGGUGAGGACGCUGGUGUCGUCUGCUCAGGUCCUCAGAUCAGAUUAGCUGGGUCUGGAGCAACAAGGUGCUCUGGAAGAGUUGAAAUCUAUCACAGUGGCUCCUGGGGAACAGUCUGUGAUGACAGCUGGGACAUAAAUGAUGCCAAUGUGAUCUGUAGACACUUAUACUGUGGAACAGCCCUGAGUGCCACGACAUCUGCCUUUUUUGGUCAAGGAACAGGACAAAUCUGGCUUGAUGAAGUGGCCUGUUCAGGGAGUGAAAGUUCUCUAUCUCAGUGUCGGCACAGAGAAUUUGGGAAGCAUGACUGUAAUCAUGGUGAGGAUGCCGGUGUCGUCUGUUCAGUGAGCCUCCCAAAACCCAGCAUCUCCAUAAAUAGAGGUGAGGUUACCUGGGGUCAGGACGCAAGCAUCACGUGUUCCAUCUCAUCUGAGUUCCCAGGUGGAAAGUUCAUUCUCAAGAAGACCACAGGCUCUUUCACUCAGACUAAAACAGGUUCCACAUAUGCUACCUUCAACCUCCAAAACGUGGACUUCGGUCAUGAUGGAUCGUACCAGUGUCAGUAUGAGAAAUAUAUCUCAAGUAAUCGGUUCAGCUCCUCCCUCAGUGACUCUGUCAGAAUGUCUGUUACUAGUAAGUAG
This is a messenger RNA of Archocentrus centrarchus (flier cichlid), 996 nucleotides long. RefSeq names its product deleted in malignant brain tumors 1 protein-like. Gene Ontology annotation, cellular component: plasma membrane. Gene Ontology annotation, molecular function: serine-type endopeptidase activity. NCBI's taxonomy places the organism in Eukaryota, Metazoa, Chordata, Actinopteri, Cichliformes, Cichlidae. The transcript has 5 exons. Bases 1 to 996 code for a protein of 331 amino acids. Gene Ontology annotation, biological process: zymogen activation. The record is from RefSeq and is a predicted model, not a curated record.